Ochotona princeps (American pika) is the source of this 2047-nucleotide messenger RNA. RefSeq names its product geminin coiled-coil domain containing (gene GMNC). Lineage: Eukaryota; Metazoa; Chordata; Mammalia; Lagomorpha; Ochotonidae. The transcript has 5 exons. Gene Ontology annotation, cellular component: nucleus. Gene Ontology annotation, biological process: negative regulation of cell cycle; negative regulation of DNA replication. The record is from RefSeq and is a predicted model, not a curated record. Bases 195 to 1199 code for a protein of 334 amino acids.
UCACCAGUUUGACAGCCUUGCGCCAAAUCAGAGGGCGGCGCUUGCUCGAUGUUCCCCACGUCACCUGGAGCUCCCGCACAUUAGAACUUCUCUCUCCCAGGUCCGCCCCCUCGGAUCCUUUUAAAUCUCCCAUUGGCUUUAACGACACAGUGAAGAGUGGGCUCGGUUUCUGCCGCGUUUUCUUCCACUGCAACAUGAACACCAUUCUACCUUGCCAAGACCAGCAGUUUGUAGGAAGCCAGAGCUAUAAUUGCCCGUAUUCCACUACAACAUCGGAAUCUAAUGUUGACGUUUCCACGGAUACUUGGGUCUCUUUCUGGGCUGCUGGUCUCCUGGACGACAGAGAGCCCCAACAAGCACCGCAGGCACAGGAACAAUCCAGUGACUCACAGUUUCCUGUUCUGGACUUGUGCUCCUGGGAAGACACUCAACUUUCUUCUCAGCUCUACAGAAAUAAACAGCUGCAAGACACUCUGGUGCAGAAGGAAGAAGAACUUGCUAGGUUACACGAAGAAAAUAACCACCUCAGACAGUACCUGAAUUCUACUUUGGUCAGAUGUCUUGAAGGAAAGGCCAAGAAAUUGUUAUCAUCAGAUGAAUUCUACAAAGCAUAUGGAAAAUAUAGAAAGGGGAAGAGGAAACCCAAACAGCAAAAAUACCCUCUAACUGAGACUUCCCAACCCAAAAAUGCCAAGAGAAACCUCUCUGCUGAUUUUGCUAAGUGUACAGACCAGCCUGGGCCUCCUGUGGAUCCCUGGGUCCUUCAGACACUCGGGUUAAAAGACCUUAACACCAUUGAUGACACUUUAUCAGCUAACUACAGUGCCCUCUCCUCUCAUCCCAGAAGAAUCACUAACGCAUUUUCUGAGUUUGCAGAUGAUGCAGUGGCUUAUGAAAAUUUUCCCCGAGAGGAACUUCCCCUUGACUAUGGAGGUGAUAGAACUGUCCUACUGCACAGCACUGCCAGUCACAGGGAAGAUUUUCACUUCCUUUCUCAGCAUUCAAACUCCCCAGUGGAGCAGCAACCUCGUCCUUACUAUACUGCGGAUGUGUCACCCAACAAGACAGAAAUGGCAUUUUCCACAUCUCUGAGUCCUCACUGCAACGUGAAAACUCAUUCCUUCCACCAGGGACAAGCCUUUGUACGCCGAGAUGAGAAGGGAGGCUGGAAAUUUACCUGGGUCCCCAAGCAAUCAUAAUGAUCGUUCCUCUAGCACAAAAUACUGCCAUGAACUCUGUUUACAAAGACCUUCCUUGCACUUGAACCUGAUUAUGGAACACAGAAGCUAUUGCCCAGGCUGUCUUCUGCCACUUUAAAUGUCACUCUGAUUGAUUCACUUAAACCUGCAGGGAAUGGUUUCUAAGAACCCAUAAUGAAAAGUGUCUACUCUUCUUUUACUUAAAUUUGACUUGUUUACACUCUAUCGACUGCCAUUGAUUUCCUAUCUUUGUUCUACCCGUGUAAAGGUAUUUUUCCAAUCACUGGUUUAUUCCUUCAAGACCUAGACAGAUUUUGCAAUUACAACCAGCUGAACAACUAUUUUUCUUUUGUCUAACGGUUUAAAAGAAUCCAGUAUUUUUACUCUUCUUCCUGUCUUUCUCUUUAAUUCCGAAAAAAAAUUUCUGCAAAAUGAGUAAACGUAUUGCACAAAGUGAUUGUUUCUGGUUGAUCUGAUAUCUGGGAAUGUGACUGAAACAAGUGCCUUUAUCUAACAGGUUCUACUAAACACAUGGGGAUAUGAAGAAUGUUAAGUCCAGGGCUGUUCAGGAAGUGCCCCACAGUGGUGGUGAAAAAAAAAAGCCUCUUAAAAGCCACUGUAACUUUACCAAUGGGCAUUACAUUUCAUAAAUUGAAGAGAAUUCAAGUCCCAUCAAAAUGUUAGCAGUUCCUGUAAUUGCCUGACAUUGUUUUUUUUAACUGGAAUCAAAGCAUGUUUGAAGAAUUGUGUUGACAAAAAUGUUAUCAUUCUCAGCUACCCAGCUAUCAACAAACUCUUAUUCCUGAACAUACAAUUUAACAUGGCUCACUUGCUCAUUCGUAAACUAA